Molecule: messenger RNA, 1911 nt
Organism: Sorghum bicolor (sorghum)
Lineage: Eukaryota; Viridiplantae; Streptophyta; Magnoliopsida; Poales; Poaceae
Product: cation/calcium exchanger 1
Exons: 1
Coding region: 220-1890 (556 amino acids)
Biological process (GO): transmembrane transport; monoatomic cation transport
Cellular component (GO): membrane
Molecular function (GO): monoatomic cation transmembrane transporter activity
Source: RefSeq, a predicted model, not a curated record
UUGUGCACACAUGCUUCCAUCUACGACCAUACGCCGAUGAGAGCGUGAUUUCGAUCGUCUCGCCUACCACUACUCUACUCUACUGUCGUGUCCACGUCGUCGGUGCCGUCAACAUCCGGAUCAUUGCGCUCCAACUCCACGGGGCCGGGGGGGGGGGGUGAUCAGAUAAUCUUCCUUCCCCCCAAUCCCCCCCCCCGCGCGCGAUCUCGGGAACCAUGCAUGGCGAGGCCUUCCGCUUCUGCAGCGGCGGCCGCGCUCCGUGCCUGCCUCGGCGUCGCCUUCGCCUUCGCGCUGCUGCUCCUGCUCCCCUCCUCCGGCCUCCCGCGCCGCGCCCUGUCCGCCGACGAGAGCUGCCACGACGUCGCGCCCGGGUCUGACGGUGACCGCGGCGGCGGCGGCGGGUACGUCGACUACCUGUACCUCUUCUACUGCGUCCUCGGCGGCGGCCGCCGGCCCUUCCUCGGGUACGCCGCGCUAGCGGCGUGGCUCGCCGUGCUCUUCUACCUGCUCGCCGACACCGCCGCGGUCUACUUCUGCGCCAGCCUCGAGGGCCUCGCGCGCCUGCUCGGCCUCCCGCCGGCCAUCGCCGGGGCCACGCUCCUCUCGCUCGGCAACGGCGCGCCCGACGCGCUCUCCGCCAUCGCCUCCUUCGCCGCCGGGGGAGGGACGUCCGCCACCGUGGGGCUCAGCGGCGUGCUCGGCGGCGCCAUGUUCGUCUCCUCUGCCGUGCUCGGGGUCAUCGCCGUCCGCCUCGGCGGCCAGGGCGUCGCCGUCCACCGCGCCAGCUUCUUCCGCGACGCGGCCUUCCUCCUCCUGGCGCUCGUCGCCGUGGCCGUCGUCGUCGCCGUGGGCGAGGUCACCAUCUGGGCCGCCGCAGGGUUCGCCUCGCUGUACAUCGUCUACGUCCUCGCCGUCGCCUUCACCCCGGACCGGUGGAGCAGACGCCACGACGCGCUCGCGGAGGACGACCACGCGUCUCCGGCCACCGCCGCCGUCUUCUCGGAGCUCCACAACGUCACAGAGACCAAGUUCUACACCGACCAGGAGGCCCGAGAUCCGCUCCUCCCCGACACCGCGCCGCUACUCCAAUACUACGCCGACGACAUCAGCAGCAGCAGCAGCAGCAAGAGCGUGUUCUGGACCGUCCUGCGCGUGCUAGAGCUUCCGCUGAGUCUCCCGCGGCGGCUGACGAUCCCGGACGCGAGCAAAGAGCGGUGGAGCAAGCCGGCCGCGGUGACCGCGGCCACGCUCGCCCCGGUCUUCCUGUCCUUGCUCUGGAGCCACCGCGCCACGGGGAGCGCCCCGUUCGCUAGCGUCCUCCUCGGUGGCCUUGCUGGUCUCGCGCUGGGCCUCAUCGCCUUCCUCACCACGGACCCCUCCGCCCCACCAACCCGGUUCCUCGGCGCGUGGCUCGCCGGCGGGUUCGCCAUGAGCGUGGCGUGGGCGUACGUGAUCGCCAACGAGGUCCUGUCGCUGCUGGUCUCCGCCGGGACCAUCCUUUCCGUGGAUUCGGCGGCGCUGGGGGUCACCGUGCUCGCCUGGGGAAACUCCGUCAGCGACCUGGUAGCGAACGUGGCGGUGGCAUCCCGCGGCGGCGGCGCGCAGGUGGCUGUGUCCGGCUGCUACGGCGGGCCGGUGUUCAACGUCCUCGUGGGCCUGGGCCUGUCCAUGUUGCUGUCGUGCUGGAGCGGGUACCCGCGGCCCGUGGAGAUACCAAGGGAGCCCGGGCUCUACCGGACGCUGGCCUUUGUGGCUUCUGGGCUUUUGUGGGCCGUGGUGAUGCUACCUAGGAGAGGAAUGAGGGUGGACAGGACGCUGGGCUUUGGGCUCCUCGUCAUAUACUUUUGCUUCCUCUGUAUUAAUAUUUCACAGCUUAAGAAUGCACGAUAACAUAUUGGGUUUAUUAGGCUA